Salmo salar (Atlantic salmon) is the source of this 4650-nucleotide messenger RNA. The record is from RefSeq and is a predicted model, not a curated record. NCBI's taxonomy places the organism in Eukaryota, Metazoa, Chordata, Actinopteri, Salmoniformes, Salmonidae.
UGCCGCCCUGGAGGAGCGGCUCCCUAGAGGCCCGCGCCCAGGCUGCCGCCCUGGAGGAGCGGCUCCUAGAGGCCCGCGCCCAGGCUGCCGCCCUGGAGGAGCGGCUCCUAGAGGCCCGCGCCCAGGCUGCCGCCCUGGAGGAGCAGCUGAAGGGCCUGGAGGCCCAACAGUCGAACGCUGAGCUGGGCCUGGACACAGAGAUGCAGGAGCUAAGGAAACUACAUGCUGUGGAACUCAACAAGCUGGACGAGGAGCACAAAGAGAUCCUUUUGACCAGGAUGGAAGAAGAGCGGGGGAAGCUACAGGAGGAGAGGGCGGAGGUGGAGAUGAGGCUGUUAAAGGAGUGGGAGAGGGAAAAGCUGGAGUUAAAGCAGAGCCACGAGGAGACAGUGAAGGCUAGGAUAGAGGAGGUGAGUGUCAGGUUCCAAGCGGAGCGAGAGGAGCUGGAGAUGAGACUCAUGGAGGAGUGGGAGAGCGAGAAGACUCAGUUGAACAAGCAGAGUAACGAGUCGCUGCAGACCAUGUUAGAGGAGGCGACGUUACGACUAGUCAAGGAGCAGCAGAACAGGGAGGCCAGGCUCACUGAGCAGUGGGAGCUGGAACGAGCUCGGCUUCAGGAGUGUCAUGAGGUGGCUCUCCUCACCAGGUUAGCCGAGGAGCGCCUGAAUCAGCAGGAGGAAACUGAGAGGAGGCUGAGGGAGGACUGGGACAGGGAGAGACUCCAGCUGGAGGGGGACUAUGAGGGGAUGUUUCAGGAGCGGCUGCAGGAGGAGAGGCAGAGCCUAAAGGAGGCCCACAGACAGGCCGUGCAGGAACUGAGUGCCAAACACCAUGAGGAGAGAGAACAGCUCAGCGGUCUACUGGAUAAACUGCGGGACAACAUCGCUGAGAAGAGGUGUGAGGCGGGUCGUCUAGUAGAGGAGAACCUUUUACUCAGACAGAAGAUCUCAACGCUGAAGGAUGAGGACCUGAGAGACAGCCAGGAAGAGAUGCUCUUCAAACUGGAGCAUUUCAGGAAGGAGAAGAUUUCUGCGCAAAAGAAGACGGAGAGUUUCAAGAGACAGAUCUCAGUGCUUCGUCUCCGCAGUCAGCAGCUGGAGGAUGAGAACGAGCAGCUGUCGGAGAAGAACGCCCAGAACGCAGCAGGAGUGGAGGGGUUGAGCCAACAGCUGGGUGAACUGCUCAGACAGAGUGAGAGACAGGAAGCUGUCAGAGACCAGCAACGUACUGUACCGGGGGAUGAGAGGAUGAAGAUGGCAGUGUGCGUGUCUGCCCUGGAGGCGGAGCUGACCAACGCUGUGGAAGGGACUGUACUUCUAGAGGUGGGCAAGGCCCAGCUGGUGCUACAACUCAAUACCCUCAGAGAUAAGGUGGCUAAGAUGGGGGCUGUAGAGUGCCAGCUCUCCCUCCUCCUGCAGGAACGCAAGGCUUUGGAAAAACAAACCCAGGGAUUACGCAACCAGCUAGCCAAAUCUCAGGAGAGGACCCAGGUGUUGGAGGAAAGUCUUAAGUCUGUUAACCUCCAGAGCGGCUGUCUCAAGUCAGACCUCCGCGUGACACAGCAGGAGAAGGACACCCUCAAACAGGAAGUGAUGUCACUGCACAAACAGCUGCAGAAUUACAAUGAUAAGAACCAGGUUCUGGAGAUGGCCCUGCACUCCAGUGGAUACCAGAGCCAGCAUAAGAAGCUGUACCAGGAUGAGCUGGCCAGGCUGGUGGAACAGGAGCAGCAGCAGCUGAGGCAGGAGAACGAGAGGCUGACCAUGGAGCUCCACCACACCAGGGACAAGCUGGAGGCAGCCAUCUUAACCGUGAAGCAGCAGAAACAGCAGGGCCAGUCCAGCGUGGGGAAGACUGUAGAACAGGAGAAGACUGCUCUGAAGAGAGAGCUGGACAUGAUACAUCAGGAGCUACUCUCUGCUCAGAAAAAGGUGUGUGAGGUUCAGCGAGAGCUGGAGAGUCUACGUCAGGAGAAUGAGGGGCUGAAGAUCCAACAGGUCCCACUACAGGCCUGGCUUCUGGAGGCCCAGCUGGGUGGUCUGCUGCCCCCCUCCCCUCGCAGGAUGCCUGGUGAGUGGCGAGGACAACACUGCGAGAACGACCACAACCCAGAGAACAUACAGGAUGAGAGGGUGAUGAUGAUAAUGAUGAAGAUGGAGGAACGUAUGAGGGAGAUCGAACUGUCGCUGCAUAACGUCAAGCUGCUUCUCAAAGAGAAGGUCUCCCAACUGAAAGAUCAGCACCAUAAGAACGGUAAAGCUGAUUUGUUGAUCAAGGACCUGUAUGUGGAGAACGCCCAGCUGCUGAAGGCCUUGGAGAUGACCGAGCAGAGACAGAAAGUAGCAGAGAAGAAGAACUAUCUACUGGAAGAGAAGAUCUCCAGCCUCAACAAGAUAGUCAGAGACCUGAGUCCCUCACGCCUACCCACAAUGCCCUACCAUUUUACCUGUUCCUAACACUCCACCUGAGCUCCUCACCCCUACCUCCCGUACCCUACCACUUGACCGGUUCCUAAGACUAUACCUCACCUGAGCCCCUACACCCAGUCCCCUCACCCCUACACCUAGUUGCCUACCCCAAGUUCCCUACCACUUGACCCUUUCUUAUAAUAUUAUACAUUACAUUUGUAGAGCGCUUUUCAUAAAUCCCAAAGCUCUUUACAGAGAAACCAUUCAAAGAAAAAAAGCUUUAAUGAAAGGACUAAAGACAUUAGGUGAGAAAUUAAGAUACUUUAUUAAUUCAACCGUUUAAAAAAAAAAAAAAAAACAAGCACACACAAAAUUGGAAAAAGCCAUACAUGAGUUAAAUCAUGGAGGAAAACACACAGUCUGGGACUUAUUUCCAUUGCGGUCCUCUUGAAACAAGAUGGCUAGUCAAGAUCCAUCACGGUUGAACACAGUAUUACAGCGAGAUAUAAAAACAAAGAAGAACAACAUCUAUCUCAUCAUACACAAGACACACAGAAUAUUAAAGGAGGCGACAAGGACGGAACAAUAAAACUUGAAACGUGACACCAACAGACAACACAACAUAGAUGGCAUAAAGUGAAAGACAGUUUGAAGAAGGGUUUUAGGUGUUUCUUUGGGACUGCAAGGAGUCUUUGAUCAUUUGACCGGAGUGAACCUGAAGACUGUUUGGGGCUGAGGAGUUAACUGAGUUAUUGGGGACCAGAGCCAUUGAGGGUUUUUGAAGACUAACAGGAGGGUUUUGAAGUUGGUUUUGAAUUGGGUGGGUAGCCAGUGGAGGCUAGAAUGGGGGUGAUGUGGGCAGAUCCCCAGGUUCCUGUGCGGCACUGUUCUGCACAAUCUGCAUCCUGUGGAUGCUUUUUGAGGGGGAGACCAUCAAGGAGGGCAUGCAGUCAUUGAGUCGGUAGGUGGCGAGGUAGUUAACCAGCAGGUCUGGAGAGAACAGGUGAUGUUUCUCAGGUGAAAUAAUUAUUUUUUUUGCAGACCUAUUUUUAUUUUUUUAUUGUCGGAGAAAGUGAGGGGUCCAGUAACACACCAAGGUUGGAGACUGAGGAGGACAGUAGGACGGAGUGGCCGCCAAAGACUACACUCUACCUGAGCCUACCUAUGCCCUACCUGAGCCCACCUGUGCCCUACCCCCAGUCCCCUAGCAUUUCACUACACUCGCAAUAACAUCUGCUAACCAUGUGUAUGUGACCAAUAACAUCUGCUAACCAUGUGUAUGUGACCAAUAACAUCUGCUAACCAUGUGUAUGUGACCAAUAAAAUUUGAUUUGAUUUAUUACCCAUCAACUGGUCCUAAUGUAGCAGCCAGGUGCUAGACAGGGAUGGAACUUGAUCGUUACACUGACAUUCCACCUGAGCCCCUACCCCCAGUCCUUUACCACUUUACCUGUUCCUAAUGUAGCAGGUGUGAGCUGAACAUGGAUGGAACCAUCUAUGUCAUUGGACGGAACUACAGCAUUACACUACCAUUCCACCUAGUGGCAUACCCAAGCCCCAAUACUUGUACAUUACAGCGUUAUCGUCUACCCUGAGCGGUAUACUACAAAGAAGGAUCAAUGAGUUAGCCAUCUAACUUUGAUUAGCAACCAGAAAUAACUUGAUUUUUAUGGUUGAUUGCAAAAGCUAAUUCUAGAAAUGUAUUUUUUUUGUUUGUUAAAUAAAUGAGACCAUGCCCAUUUCAAGCUUAUCGUUAUUACAAAAAUAAAACGUUAUAUCAGAAUAUUUAGGCACAUUAGCAAUCUAACACUUUGAUCCUGCUUUGUAGUGUACCCCUCUGGUCCUGUUCUCUCCAGUCCAACACCAGUCCACCACCAGCACUUGUUUUACCACUGUCAGUAAAGUAUUACACCAGCUUCUUCUUCAUUUAAAGUAUGAAAACAUUGCAGAUGUUUUUAUUUUAAUUAUGACAUUUAGAAACGUUUCAACGUGUUUUUUUAAUUUUUAUAGAGAAACUAGUGCUUACAUAGCAGAUGACAUUCCAUGCGUAUCAAAAUAAUUUUUCAUUUAAUCUCCAGGUUUUGGAGCAUUUUAUUAAUUCUCAUCAUACUAGCUACAUGACAGCUCUGAGGGUUAUUCAGACGUUCACUUAUUGUUAGUUAUUUACAAAUUGACACAUUGUACUGUAUGUCCCACAUGUCACAUACCUACCUUUUUAGAAUACAGUACCUUUUUGUUUUAA